AUGGCAUCCAGGUCCAUCACCGAAACUGCCACCUCGGCCACCAAGUCGGCCAGGGAAACAACCAAAGCCGCCAUCGAGAACCCUUCAGCCGCAGCAACCACCUUUCUGCGCCAUCCUUACAUGAAAGCUGCCCUUCCCUUCAUCAACGGUGGUUUGGCCGGUAUGACAGCCACCGUUGUGAUCCAGCCCGUCGAUAUGAUCAAGGUGCGUUUGCAAUUGGCUGGAGAGGGCCAAAAGACUGGACCCAAGCCCACCGCAUUAGGCAUCACCAAAAACAUAAUUGCUUCUGGCAAAGUUCUCGAUCUGUACACCGGUCUAAGUGCCGGACUUCUCAGACAAGCAGUCUACACUACAGCCCGGCUCGGAUUCUUUGAUACGUUUAUCUCCGUUGCCAAGACCCGCGCUACAGAACAGGGGCGGAAUGUCAGCUUCGGUGAACGAGCCCUGGCAGGCCUUACCGCUGGAGGAUUGGCUGCUAUGAUAGGCAAUCCAGCGGAUCUCGCGCUCAUUCGUAUGCAAUCCGACGGACUGAAGCCCGUAGAAGCUCGCGCCAACUACCGCUCUGUGAUCGAUGCUCUUUCUCGAAUUUCCAAAGCCGAGGGCGUCGGCGCCUUAUGGGCCGGUGCGACCCCAACCGUUGUUCGAGCCAUGGCCUUGAAUUCGGGUCAACUUGCUUUUUUCUCGGAGUCGAAGACUCAACUGAAAACUCACACCAACUGGUCUCCUCAGACCCAAACUUUUGCGGCUUCUGCUAUUGCGGGAUUCUUUGCCAGUUUCUUAUCUUUGCCAUUCGACUUUGUCAAGACUCGUCUCCAGAAACAGCAAAAGAACCCCGCGACUGGCGAGCUUCCAUACAAGGGACUUUUGGACUGUGCCCGCAAGGUCAUCAGAGAUGAGGGCUGGCUUCGAUUCUACCGAGGUUUCGGAACCUACUAUGUCCGCAUUGCGCCUCAUGCAAUGGUGACUCUUAUUGUGGCUGAUUACUUGAAUCUCAUUACCAAGUAA
Molecule: messenger RNA, 1005 nt
Organism: Talaromyces amestolkiae
Lineage: Eukaryota; Fungi; Ascomycota; Eurotiomycetes; Eurotiales; Trichocomaceae
Exons: 1
Coding region: 1-1005 (334 amino acids)
Biological process (GO): transmembrane transport
Molecular function (GO): oxoglutarate:malate antiporter activity
Source: RefSeq, a predicted model, not a curated record